This is a messenger RNA of Talaromyces rugulosus, 1257 nucleotides long. RefSeq lists its product as uncharacterized. Lineage: Eukaryota; Fungi; Ascomycota; Eurotiomycetes; Eurotiales; Trichocomaceae. Gene Ontology annotation, molecular function: glycerol-3-phosphate dehydrogenase [NAD(P)+] activity; NAD binding. The transcript is spliced from 3 exons. The record is from RefSeq and is a predicted model, not a curated record. Gene Ontology annotation, biological process: glycerol-3-phosphate catabolic process; carbohydrate metabolic process. Gene Ontology annotation, cellular component: cytosol; glycerol-3-phosphate dehydrogenase (FAD) complex; nucleus. Bases 1 to 1257 code for a protein of 418 amino acids.
AUGUUGCUCUCGACCAAUUCCCGGAAACACAAGGUGACGGUCAUUGGGUCUGGAAACUGGGGCACUGCGGUCGCCAAGAUCGUGGCAGAAAACACCCUCGCCAACAAUGACAUCUUCCAGGAGACGGUCGAGAUGUGGGUAUUUGAGGAAAAGGUGGAACUGUCAAAGGACUCGAAGCACUACGAUCCGUCAGACCCUCUGUCUCAGGGUUCCCAGAACCUGACCGACCUCAUCAACAAGUACCACGAGAACGUCAAAUACCUCACAGACAUUCCCUUGCCCAAAAACCUGCACGCCAACCCGUCGUUGGAGGACUCUGUCAAAGACUCGUCGAUUCUCAUCUUCAACGUGCCACACCAGUUUAUCAUUCGGAUCUGCGACCAGCUACAGGGCAAGAUUCUACCCUACGCACGAGGCAUCUCGUGUAUCAAGGGUGUGGACGUGGAGGAAGAAGGAGUCAGCCUCUUCUCCGAGACCAUUGGCAAAAAGCUGGGAAUCUACUGCGGUUCGCUUUCCGGCGCCAACAUCGCGAACGAGGUGGCCAAGGAACUCUGGUGCGAAACAACAAUUGGCUACGACCCGCCUCAUCUCGAUUCCAAAGCCCCGACGCCUGUUGGGGGAUCUCCUUCACAGUCCCAGGUUGACCUCCCCUCCUUUGAACACAAGGACAGCUCCGGGCACUUCUCCAAGGUGAAGCUGCGACCUUUGCCCAAUGACUUCCCACCAAUCGAUCAUGGCCUCUGGAAGACGCUUUUCCACCGGCCCUACUUCCAUGUGCGCGUCGUCAAUGACGUGGCUGGUGUCGCUCUCGGAGGGGCCUUGAAGAAUAUCAUCGCCGUCGGAGCCGGGUUCGUCGACGGUCUUGGAUGGGGCGACAACGCCAAAGCUGCGGUUAUGCGUGUUGGCCUUGGGGAGAUGGUCAAGUUCGGCACUCAGUUCUUUGGCAACUCGGCCGAGACCAAGACCUUUACAGAAGAAAGCUCAGGCGUCGCGGAUUUAAUUACAAGCUGCAGCGGCGGACGGAAUUUCCGGUGCGCCAAGCUGAGCGUGCAGCGAGGGGCUCCCAUUGAGGAGAUUGAGAAGCAGGAACUUAACGGCCAGAAGCUCCAGGGCACGCUCACUGCUGCUGAGGUCAACAAGUUCUUGAAGAAACAGGGUGCUGAGAAGGACUAUCCUCUGUUUACCGCUGUAUACCGCAUUUUGGAGGGCACGCUGAAGGUGGAGCAGAUGCCCAGUUUCAUUGAAUCAAAACUGUAA